Messenger RNA from Symbiodinium sp. CCMP2592, 3432 nucleotides. Lineage: Eukaryota; Dinophyceae; Suessiales; Symbiodiniaceae. The record is from the annotation of a GenBank genome assembly.
AUGAUGCUUUCAGGCUGCUCUGGAGGCGGAGGCGAGACAACUGCUCGUCAAGAUCGUCCCAUUGAGACGCGAGCGAGUCAGGGGACUCAAAUGCCAGUGGCACGCACUGGGCGUUCGAAUCGUGAGCUUCGAUCUGCGGCGAUCGAGACUCUGCUUGAGAUGACAUCGGAUAUCAGUCCUGAACUCCGCGCCAAUGCACUCGAAGCGCUUCAAGGACAGUCCGCAUCGCUUGAAUCGGUCGCGGCACUUGGUUUGUCGGAUCGGAAUGAAGGCGUCCGUUCUGUCGCGGCGAUGGUGGUGGGUCGGCAAAACCUCGGAGAGUUGAGUCCGAUGCUUGAGGGUCUCGUGCAUGACUCUUCGCCGUUUGUUCAAGCUUCGGCGCUCUUUGGGUUGGAGAAGAUCGGUGCAUCGGGUGUUGAUCUGACACCUUUGUCCACAAUGCUGCUGGACUCUGAGGACAUCCGAGUGAGUUCACACGCAGCAUUCAUACUUGGAGAGCUUGGAAAUCCAUCCGCGAUUCCGCUGCUGCAGCAAGCCGCAGGACGAUCGUGGGGGCAGACGGCUCCGAUCCAGCGUCAGAUUUUCCGGCUCCAGGUCUCCGAAGCGAUGAUCAAACUGGGGGAUCAGGACAGCUUGCAUGUAGUGCGUGGCGCGUUGUACCCGGCGCGUCCAGAGGAGCUUGAAGCGACGGCACUCGCGGUUCAGAUUAUCGGUGAAGUCCGAGAUCGGGGAGCGAUCGACCAACUGAUUUAUCUGGUGGACGAGGAUUCUGAUCGUCCGAUGCCUGCGGAGGUUCGUCUCGCGAUCGCGGGAUCGCUGGCGAAGCUGGGACUUCGAGAGGGUGGAUUCAUCGCCGACGAGUACGCACAGGAUCUGAAUCCGGUGAUCCGAGCACAGGCCGCGACGGUGUACGGACGGACAGGUCGCGUCGAGCAUUUCCCGAAACUCGAAGCGAUGCUUGUGGAUGAAUCCCCUCAGGUUCGGACGGCUGCGGAGUCGAGCGUGCAUAUUCUCACCAAGGUCUUUGUCCUGUUCGCCGCUGUGAUGAGCAUCAUGAUGGCCGCACUGGCUAUUUCUUUCUCCGUUAACGCGGACCGGAUCCUCGCGGACUACGACGCGGCACUGGAGCGUGCGACUUCCGCUGAAUCCAAUCUGGCUGCACACAAGUCGACGGGCGCUCAAGAAAAAGCGACCCUCGAAGACGACAAGAAUCGUCUACAAGACGAACUCGCAUCACGCGACUCGAAUAUCCGUCGUCUCGAAGCGGCGAACUCGGAGCUCCGAAUUGCACUACGUCAAGCAGAGUCCGAGCGUGUUUCGAUCACUUCGAAGAUCGCUCAACUCGGUGUGACCACUGAGACUCAGGCAAACAUCAUCUCCGAGUACAAGGAUGAGUUGAGCCGACUCCGCAGCGCUGAGCUUGAUUACCGCGACGAAAAAAUCGAUCUCGAGAAACAACUGGGCGACCUUGAGAGUCAGGUCAUUGUGUACGAGCAGGUCAAGCGUGCUCUGCAAGAACAGCUCGAAGAAGUCCGCCGUCUUGUUGAUACUGGUGGCUCGACCGCGACUGUUGCCUUUAACAGCAACGCAGCGACUGAGAUUCCUGGCGCACCGAUUAGUGGCCGGAUCGAUGAAGUUCGUUCGGACCCGAACACGGGUGAUCUGCUUGUGAAGAUCAACCUCGGCACCAAUGAUCGCAUCUCGAACAACGCUCGCAUGUAUGUCCACCGCAACGGCGCGACCUACCUCGGCGAGCUCGUUGUGUUCCGUGUUGAUCUGAACCACGCGGUCGCACGCGUUGCGUACACCGCUCCGGGUCAAUCGAUCCGCGAAGGUGAUCAGGAUUCCAAGGAGAUUACGAUGAGUCAGUUUGGUAUGCAGAUGCCCGGUGGGGGGCAGUCCAACAAGAGCACGCCUGAUGUAUUUACCGCGUUGAUUUUUGUCGGCGUGGUUGCGAUGGGCGUAGCGAUCGGGAUGCUGUGGGUCAAUGGUGCGAAGCUCGCGCCGGAUGGAAUGCCUUUGAAUGUUCAGGCUGAGGGUGAUAUCAGGAUCGCAAAGUGUUGCGUCUAUAAGCAGUUGACGCGGCUGGCCGCGAUCGAUGUCGGAACCAAUAGCAUCCGCUUGAUUGUCGCGGAGCUCAAACCUGACGGCGGGUAUCGGAUCAUCGACGACGAGAAGGAUCGGACGCGGCUUGGCGCCGGGAUGAGCUCAGAUGGGAUGAUUACAGACGAAGCGCUCGAAUCUUCUGCGAAAGCGGUUGAGCGGAUGCACUCAAUCGCGAAGGGGUAUGGUGUGCAAUCGGUGCGAGCGAUCGCGACCAGUGCCGCGAGAGAAGCGAAGAACGGGCAGGUCUUGGUGGAUUUGGUCAAGGAGCACGCGGGGCUCGAACUCCAGAUCAUCCAGGCUGAAGAAGAAGCGCGUCUGGCGCACAAGAGUGUCUGUCACGCAUUCAAUCUCGAGUCACAGCAAGCCGUGACGGUGGACAUCGGGGGCGGGAGCACUGAGAUUGUGCUCAGCGUGAACGGAGUGGUCGAUCAGCUCUGUUUGCUGAGAAUCGGAGCGGUCCGUCUUACAGAACUGACUCGUAAGCACGAGAACAAUCCAGACUCUCAGUACGACGCGAUGCGUGAGAUCGUCCGGGACAUGAUCAAGUCCAAGCUUGGGAAGUCGGACUUUGUUCCAUCGGUGAUGUAUGGAUGCGGUGGGACCUUUACGAAUCUGGCAACGAUGGCGAUGCACCGGACUACUCCACAAGCAGCAAACGAUUUGCUCCCAUUUACGGUGCGUGGGCAUGAUGUCCAGCGCGAUGAGGUGAAGCAUCUUCUCCACUGGUUACGCAAGCUCUCUCCGAAGCUUCGAUCCAGUGUGCCUGGAUUGAAUCCGGAUCGCUCGGAUAUCAUCGUUGCGGGUUUGGUGAUCAUCGAUGAGAUCAUGCGGCGAUUGAAAAUGAAUCGAUUGCGGGUUCAUGAUCGGGGUAUCCGAGACGGCGUGCUGCUGACAAUGAUCGAUGAACUCGGAUUGUCUGCUGACGGAGAUGGUGGGGGGCGGAUCGAUCGGAUUGGAUUCGCGGAGCGAUUUGCGAAACAGUGCCGAUUUGAGGAGCCUCACUGCCGGCAUGUUGCGAAGAUGGCGAUGUCGAUCUUCGACGACAUGGCGAAGCACUAUGGGGUUGAUCACCCUGAUUGGUCUGUUGUGCAUCGUGAGUUGCUCUAUGCGGCGGCUCUGCUGCAUGAUGCUGGGUACAUUAUCAACUACUCCAAGCAUCACAAGCACAGUUAUCACUUGAUUGCUCACAGUGAUAUGCCUGGACUGACAACUCGUGAGCGAGAGAUUGUUGCCAAUGUGGCGCGUUAUCAUCGCUUUCUGGCAUUCUUCGUAUUGCAGACAAGCUCGAUCGCACACACACCCAGGCGGUGGAUCGCGUCGAGCUAG